UAUUGUGAUUAAUUUUUCAAAGAUUUUACAUUUUUAAGUAAAAAAAAAAAAAGAAUUUUAAACUGUUGCAGCCUUGAAUGGUUUUUACGCCUUUUUUUAAAAAAUUCUUGUAACCCCCUGCGCCAAUUGGAACUCCAAAAAUCAAACCGGUCUUUUUUUCCCUUCUCUGGGCCUAGAGAUCUCCUUUUCCUCUCUCUAGAAAUUCGAUUCUGAUCCAAGCACAGCCGAUUUUUAUUUUCCUAUAGGGUUUGAAAAUCAAUCAAUCAAUCCAAGAAGGAUCCCAAAACAUGUCGGCACUCUUCAAUUUCCAUUCUUUCUUAACGGUAGUGCUAUUGGGAAUCUGCACCUGCACUUACUUGAAGAUGCAAUUUCCAGCAAUCCUUGAACAGAGAACUGGGUUCCGAGGUUUCUUUUGGAAGGCAGCCAGAAUAGGUGAACGUUUAAGUCCUUGGGUAGCAGUAGGAUGCUUCACAAUGGGUGUGUCAAUCAUAUUUUUCUGAGGCUCGUACAGAAGUCAGAUCCAUGUUUUCCACGUGGGCAAGUGUCUCUUUUUCACAUGUUUAAAGGAUUCUUUUGAUGAAAAGAGUUUUGAAAACACUGUUGCAAGCACAAUAUGCAAACUUAUUUGAAAUGUAUACGAUCAUUCUUUGGCUGCUUAUUUGUCGAUUAUUUUUUAGUUUGUCUUCUCAUCUACCACUACCAGUGUUGGACCUAAAGCUUAUGCAGUUAUGGUGGAUGACUGUUGCAAAACUUGAUUCCUUUCAUUUAUAUUAUCAAAUCUCCUAGUCUUGCUUCUUCUCCCCAACUUUUAUAUUUGAAACUCAUUUUGUGGGUGUGUCAAUCAUAUUUUUCUGAGGCUCGUACAGAAGUCAGAUCCAUGUUUUCCACGUGGGCAAGUGUCUCUUUUUCACAUGUUUAAAGGAUUCUUUUGAUGAAAAGAGUUUUGAAAACACUGUUGCAAGCACAAUAUGCAAACUUAUUUGAAAUGUAUACGAUCAUUCUUUGGCUGCUUAUUUGUCGAUUAUUUUUUAGUUUGUCUUCUCAUCUACCACUACCAGUGUUGGACCUAAAGCUUAUGCAGUUAUGGUGGAUGACUGUUGCAAAACUUGAUUCCUUUCAUUUAUAUUAUCAAAUCUCCUAGUCUUGCUUCUUCUCCCCAACUUUUAUAUUUGAAACUCAUUUUGUUGCUCAGUGUGGUUUCCUUUUUAUUUUUUUUUAUUUUUUAUCCAUUUAAAUCUGAUUUUGCAUAUAGGUAAGUGAGUCAGACUCAAGAAAGAUCAUGAAGGAUUGGGGUGUGAGGGAGAGAGACAUGAUUAUGGUUGGUACCAUACCUAGGCAUCUUACAUGCUUGAUGCAAACCAUGGAUUAUAGAUGCAGAUAAGAAGAGAAAGACAAACCGAACUGAAAUUAGGGCAGUAGGUUACUUAAAGCUGAUAGGAAUACAUACAAGCAAUGGCAUAAACAGUGAGCUGGAUUGGGGUGCGAGGGAGAGAGGCAUGAUCAUGGUUGGUACCAUACAUAGGCCUCUUAUGUGCUCGAUGCAAACCAUGGAAUAUAGAUGCAGAUAAGAAGAGAAAGACAAACUGAACUGAAAUUAGGGUAGUAGGUUACUUAAAGCGGAUAGGAAUGCAUACAAGCAAUGGCAUAAACAGUGAGCUUAUCUUUGAAUCUCCUCAAAAUUACUACCUUUCCACCACUCCAAUGACAUAAUGAUGGGAUAAUCUUCUUGAUAGGUUUCUUUCCAGUACUGCUUUCUUUGAUGACUGUCACUGUUUCUUCAUUGUUUUCUUCGACUUCACCCCAGUGAAGUGGAUAGCUCCGCAAAAACACUCUUUUAUUCUUGUAAUCUUGGUAGCGAAAGCUCCUAGUUCUCAUCCCAUCUUCCUCUCCCUCUACUCCUUUGCAUUCCAUACCUAAGAUAUGCUUAAUUUGUGCCCCAGCCUGAGAAUUGUCAGGCAAGUUGGCUUAUAUAUAUAGUUGGGAGAACGAGAGGCCUGAGUGUGUGAGAUAGCCGUAUGGGAAUUGGGUGGCUGACAGGAUGACCAGGACAUAAAAGUAAGAAGAGAUAACCUGAAAAUGAUGGAAAACCUUACAGCAUUUGGUUUUUCCAAUGCUAAGUAGGAAUAUAUCUUCUAUUAUAAUUUUGUAAUAUGCUUUUGAUUUUCUGCAUGCUGCCUUGGUGGGGUUUCAUUUCUUUAUCUUUGUGAAUUAGAUAUUCAUCAUUGGUGGAUUUAUUUCAUGAGAUGUUGGAGAAAUUGUAGGCCUUGAAGAUUUUUCAUUCAGUUUGUAAGGAAAGAGCAUGAUGUAGAACUUGGCACUUAGUUCAGUUGAUUCAACAGUCACUUUUAAAACAUGAUAUUUAAUAAGUCUAUGAUUUAUAUUUCAGCACUUUAACUCUUUCUUUUAUAUUUGAAUUGCGACUUGCUUUAUUUUUUUUUAAAAAAAGGACCGUACUGUAGCAACAGAUUUGUUACCUGUGAAAUUGUUCUCUUAUUGGGUCCUAUAAUUUAUUGAGUUUUUCCCCUUUUAAUACUUGGAAUUGGGAUCAGUAGCUAGAAUGAAAUGAUCAGUCCUGAAUAUAUUCUGUAGCGUUUCAUUUUCAAGUUCCAACAAUUUAGAUAGUAUUUUUUGAUCAUGGAAAGAUUUUUCAUGGCUUGUUAGAUAUAUAUUUAAAGUUCAAACCAAAUAAAUAUCCUCCUGGUUGGAGACUGAUUUAACCCAUGACUGAAGGAUGUGGGGACGAUGAGUUUGUGUCAAGAUCACAAAGUCUACUACCUGUUUUGUUUUGUUUUGUUUUGUUAUACUAUCACGUUCAAUGUUCAUCUACGUAUUGUUUGGAUUUUGUCCAUAGGCCAACCUAUGAAUAACAAAACUUUUCCCCAGCAAUGAAAGAUAGAAGACAAAAAAGGUUCAUAAUUUGCCUUUAAUGGACUGAAAAUAUCCAAAGCAUCCUUACGG
Durio zibethinus is the source of this 2958-nucleotide messenger RNA. RefSeq lists its product as uncharacterized. The record is from RefSeq and is a predicted model, not a curated record. NCBI's taxonomy places the organism in Eukaryota, Viridiplantae, Streptophyta, Magnoliopsida, Malvales, Malvaceae.